Letharia columbiana is the source of this 2997-nucleotide messenger RNA. RefSeq lists its product as uncharacterized. Gene Ontology annotation, cellular component: membrane. Gene Ontology annotation, molecular function: ATP binding; P-type calcium transporter activity; ATP hydrolysis activity. The record is from RefSeq and is a predicted model, not a curated record. NCBI's taxonomy places the organism in Eukaryota, Fungi, Ascomycota, Lecanoromycetes, Lecanorales, Parmeliaceae. Bases 1 to 2997 code for a protein of 998 amino acids. Gene Ontology annotation, biological process: calcium ion transmembrane transport; intracellular calcium ion homeostasis. The transcript has 7 exons.
AUGGACGCUUCAUACCUCUCCUCAACCGAGCAGAGUCUGGAGCACUUUCAAGUCGAUGAACAGCAAGGUCUCUCCGAGCAACAGGUUCGGAGAUCUUUAGAAAAGUAUGGGCGCAACGCAUUGCCAGAAGACCCUCCAACGCCUUUGUGGCAGCUUAUACUCGAGCAAUUCAAAGACCAGCUCGUCAUAAUACUGUUGGGAUCAGCUGCAAUAUCGUUUGUCCUCGCUUUGUUCGAAGACGGGGAAGGAUGGACUGCCUUCGUGGAUCCAGCAGUUAUCCUGACCAUCCUAAUUUUAAAUGCGGUCGUUGGAGUUUCGCAGGAAAGUAGCGCAGAAAAGGCUAUUGCGGCGCUACAGGAGUACUCUGCAAAUGAAGCCAAGGUGGUCCGAAACGGCGCGCUGAAGCGCAUAAAAGCGGAUGACCUCGUCCCUGGAGAUGUCAUUUCGGUGGCAGUGGGGGAUCGGAUUCCUGCGGAUUGCAGAGUACUAUCGAUCCAGAGCAACAGCUUCCGUGUUGAUCAGGCAAUCCUGACUGGGGAAAGUGAAAGCGUUGGCAAAGACACCAUGGCGCUUCAAGAUUCGAGAGCUGUUAAACAGGAUCAAGUCAACAUGCUCUUCUCGGGUACCACCGUGUCCACAGGCCACGCCACUGCUUUAGUUGUUCUGACGGGAGCAUCGACGGCUAUCGGAGAUAUUCAUGAAAGCAUUACGUCGCAAAUCUCUGAGCCCACGCCGUUGAAGCAGAAACUGAACGAUUUUGGAGACAUGCUCGCAAAGGUUAUCACAGUCAUCUGCAUUCUUGUCUGGCUGAUCAAUAUCCAACACUUCAACGAUCCUUCACAUGGCAGCUGGGCUAAAGGAGCUAUCUACUAUCUCAAGAUUGCCGUAUCCCUUGGCGUUGCAGCAAUUCCGGAGGGUCUAGCUGUUGUCAUCACGACUUGUCUUGCUCUAGGGACUCGAAAAAUGGCGGCUAAGAAUGCAGUAGUCCGAAGUCUGCCCUCUGUUGAGACACUUGGAAGCUGUAGCGUGAUUUGCUCCGACAAGACUGGUACUCUGACGACAAACCAGAUGAGUGUCAACAAGAUGGUGUUCUUGAAUGAAUCUGGCACCGAUCUCGAGGAAAUCGAUGUACAAGGUACGACAUUUUCUCCAGAAGGCGGCAUUCUAUCGGGUGGCAAGUAUAUGAACGAUCUAGCAGCGUCGUCUUCGAUGGUCUUGAAGAUGACAGAAGUCGCCGCAUUAUGUAACGAGUCGCAAUUAUCUUUCGAUCCAAGGAACAUGACAUAUAGCAACGUUGGCGAGCCCACUGAAGGCGCACUACGUGUUCUUGUGGAAAAGAUAGGCACACCGGAGCCAGCCAUAAACCAAGCGGCUAGAGAGUUGCCCGUACAUGAGAGAAUGCACCAUGCCAGCAAGUAUUUUGAGGAGAAGAAUCCGCUUCUUGCCACAUAUGAAUUCUCACGAGACCGCAAGAGUAUGUCUGUUCUUGUUGGCAACGGCCCGCAACAACGUCUUCUUGUGAAGGGAGCGCCAGAGUCAGUCCUGGAGCGAUGCACACAUGCUUUACUGGGUUCCAACGGAAAGCGGGUCUCGCUGAAUGAAAAGCUCACAAGUCUUAUAUCCGAGGAGGUUGUCGAAUAUGGGAACCGUGGGCUUCGAGUCAUUGCGCUUGCCAGUGUCGAAGAUGUGGGAUCCAAUCCUCUACUAAGCUCAGCAAAGACUACGGAAGAGUACACUCGCUUGGAGACAAACAUGACCUUGAUCGGCUUAGUAGGCAUGCUUGAUCCGCCACGACCUGAGGUUGCAGAGUCCAUCAUGAAAUGCAGAGAGGCAGGCAUUCGUGUGGUGGUCAUUACCGGAGAUAAUCAGAAUACAGCCGAGACAAUCUGUCGUCAGAUUGGCGUUUUUGGCGAUCACGAAGACCUGAAAGGGAAGAGUUAUACGGGCAGAGAAUUUGAUGCCUUGAGUGAGGGCGAAAAGCUCCAGGCUGCCAAGACAGCACUACUCUUCUCUCGAACGGAGCCCACCCACAAGUCUCAACUUGUGGAUCUAUUACAGUCAAGCGGUGAAGUCGUCGCAAUGACAGGCGAUGGAGUGAAUGACGCUCCUGCGCUUAAGAAAUCCGACAUUGGUGUUGCCAUGGGAUCUGGAACGGACGUCGCUAAGCUAGCUGCGGACAUGGUACUCGCGGAUAACAAUUUCGCAACGAUAGAAAGCGCUGUCGAAGAAGGCAGAUCGAUCUACAACAACACCCAGCAGUUCAUCCGCUACCUAAUCUCGUCCAACAUUGGAGAAGUUGUCUCGAUAUUUCUAACAGCAGCAGCCGGAAUGCCGGAGGCAUUGAUACCUGUACAGCUGCUGUGGGUGAACCUCGUUACUGACGGUCUACCAGCGACGGCGUUAUCAUUCAACCCUCCAGAUCACGACGUCAUGAGAAGACCACCCCGGGGCCGCGAUGAAGCUCUUGUCAGCGGAUGGCUGUUCUUUAGAUAUAUGGUUAUUGGCAUUUACGUUGGUGGAGCGACAGUCUUCGGAUAUGCCUGGUGGUUCAUGUUCAAUUCGGAAGGUCCUCAAAUCACGUUCUGGCAACUGUCUCACUUCCACCGGUGUUCAUCACAGUUCCCAGAGAUUGGUUGUGAGAUGUUCUCGAACGACAGCGCAAAAGCUGCGUCCACAAUCUCGCUUUCGAUCUUGGUCGUCAUUGAGAUGCUCAAUGCUAUGAACGCCCUCUCAUCUAGCGAAUCUCUUCUGACACUCCCACUGUGGGACAAUAUGAUCCUAGUCUAUGCCAUUACAUUGUCAAUGGUCCUUCACUUCGCUCUACUCUACACCCCUUUCCUACAGACGCUCUUCUCCAUUGUCCCACUGAAUUGGAACGAGUGGCAGGCGGUGCUACUAAUAAGCAUACCCGUUAUAUUCAUCGACGAGAUCCUAAAAUUCUUUGAGCGGAAGAUCUACCUACCCAAGCCUUUGGAGAUCAGAGCCAAAAAAGAAUAG